AAACUUGAAGCAAGGAACAUUAGUACUUUGGACAAGAGGAAAAUAAAAUACAAUGAUAUGCAUAGAAAAAAGGGCAUGCAUUCUAUAUCGACACAACUGAAUGGACUAUGUAGGUGUUGGAACUGAGAUGCAUGAGAAAAAAAAAAGUUUUAUCUCAAACCUUGGUAUCCAUAAAACCUGAACAUGUGUCAGGACGAGCAAUGGUGUUCCUAAUGCUGGCGCCAAAUGAAAUAUUAACCCGAAUAAGGUUUUGAGGUAUUAACCGCUUUAUUUAGCACUAGUUACUGUGAGUAAUUAAUUAAUGAGUGUGCAGUAUUCAAAUCAAACAUCAUAGCUUUUUACUCUAUAAGUAGAAAAAAUUAAUAGUAUCAUUCACAAUUUGGAAGUGCAGAAUUCAUGGCACACUGAGGCCUCUGCUGUAAAUCAACUGAAAGAGGGUUGAUUCUGGCCUUGUUGCAGCCUUAGGUGCAGCAAUAGUUGAUGGGUUGAAUGCUUUUCCAUGCAGUUAUAAACAGUGCAUUAUGAAACUGCUUAGUCACCCAACUAUAAUUAAACAAUUGCAUCAGCUGUUCCGGCCUUCCAGGGAGUUUAUUGAAACCCUGGGAAGAAUGUCCCUGAUUGGAGCCACUUGUAAGCAACUAGAAGAACCGACUUGCAGGUAACUACACUCAUGGAAAAGAAGAGUAGUUUAUGCCAAGAUGGAGACAUCUAAGGGUUCCCUUUCCGAUGAUUCUUUGGGUGACCCACACAAAUCGACCACCAAAUAUUCCGUCCCAGCCCCACAAGAAAUGCCAUAUAAAUGCAACUCAUUGCAUGUUCAGUGACUCCUACGGUCCUACCUGCCUUCUUCUAAGGUGCUAAGAGUUCUCAAUUAGGAAUCUCUGCAGCUUCAAGCUCCAACCCUACUCUCCAAUUCAAACUUCAACAAUGGCUACAGAAUCAGAGACACCACGAAUAACGGAGCUCCAUGUAAGGAUGGACUGCAAUGGCUGCGAGCACAAGGUCCGGAAGACUCUGUGUGCUAUUGAUGGUGUUAGCGAAGUAUACAUAGAUCAAGGAAAUCACAAGAUCACGGUGGUCGGGAUGGCUGACCCUGAGAGGAUUGUCAAGGCCAUCAGGAAGACCAAGAGGGUCCCAACUAUCUUCUCACACACGGAUCCCGCAGCUGAGGCUCAGCCUCCACCUUCCGAAGGGGAAGCUCCACCACCAGCUAACCCACCAGCCGACACCCCUCCGGAAGAGGCAGCUCCGGCUGAGCCCACACUGGAGAUCAAGGAGGCACCACAAGCAGAAACCCCGACCACGGAUGCCAUCGUGGUAAACAAGAUGCAGGACUACCCAUAUGGCGAUGGCCACCACCUGUACAGGGAGCACUGGGCGAACCACCCCAUAGACAUGCAUGGGGUAAGAUAUGAUGCUGCACCUUACCAUGUAACGCACAGCUACAGCCACCACAGUACGAGCCCUUUCAUAGCCGAGUACAGCUACAGAGGCUCUCCUGAUCAAGAAGGAAAGUACUACUACAGCUAUAACUACUACCCGGGCAGGGGCAAAGGAGAUGGCAGCCAGAUCACUUCAAUGUUCAGUGAUGAGAACCCAAACGCAUGCAGCAUAGUUUGAGAUCCAUAGAGAUGAUCUAAGAAAGGGGUUUGUUUCUGCAGACUCUUCAUGCCAUAGAAGGUUGCGUAGUGCAGAGACAAGAGAUGUAUGCUUUGGCCUAGCAAAAGGGCUAGUGUUCAGUUGUAAGAUUUAAAUGUGGGGGUUGUGUGAUGUAUGGAAGAGGGGGAGUAAGGUAAUCGAAGGGCGGUAAUAAGAUGCUUAACGUGUAGUUGGAGAUGAUUUUAUUGGCAAUCAGCACUAUUUUUACUAA
Molecule: messenger RNA, 1870 nt
Organism: Panicum virgatum (switchgrass)
Lineage: Eukaryota; Viridiplantae; Streptophyta; Magnoliopsida; Poales; Poaceae
Product: heavy metal-associated isoprenylated plant protein 5-like
Exons: 3
Coding region: 928-1620 (230 amino acids)
Molecular function (GO): metal ion binding
Source: RefSeq, a predicted model, not a curated record